Molecule: messenger RNA, 2752 nt
Organism: Rhinichthys klamathensis goyatoka
Lineage: Eukaryota; Metazoa; Chordata; Actinopteri; Cypriniformes; Leuciscidae
Gene: mybl2a
Product: v-myb avian myeloblastosis viral oncogene homolog-like 2a
Exons: 8
Coding region: 163-2568 (801 amino acids)
Biological process (GO): regulation of DNA-templated transcription
Cellular component (GO): nucleus
Molecular function (GO): RNA polymerase II cis-regulatory region sequence-specific DNA binding; protein dimerization activity; DNA-binding transcription factor activity, RNA polymerase II-specific
Source: RefSeq, a predicted model, not a curated record
ACGUAUAAUAGUAUGGUGCUUCCUGAAUCCUGAACUAUCGGAGAAAUGUAAGACUUCUGCAAAACAGCGAAGAUAUGUCCUGGCAAGCGUGUGGGUCCAGUAGACUAGUCUGGCGGUUCAUUUGAGUCAUUCUUCAGAAGCGCAGCUGUUUAUGUAAGAGUAAUGGAAGCUGUGGUAAGCCUUAACCCUAAGUGUGUGGUUGAUCUGGAGUCUGAUAUUGAUGAAGAUAUCGAACGACUGAAGGGCAAGUGGACUUCAAAAGAGGACGAAAGCCUUGCGUCCCUCGUGGUGAGGUUUGGACGGGAGGAGUGGGAGCUGAUUGCAGGCUACCUACCGGGGCGCUCUGCACAGGAGUGUAAAAACAGAUUCACGGUGGUCUUAGACCCAGAGCUCAUUAAAGGAGCCUGGACCAAAGAAGAAGAUGAAAGGCUCAUUCAGCUGGUGUCUUUGUUCGGGGACAAGAAGUGGAGCACAAUUGCCAAGCACCUGAAAGGGCGGCGGGGCAAACAGUGCAGAGAGCGGUGGCAUAACCACCUGGACCCGUCUGUGAUCAAGACGCCCUGGACAACAGACGAGGACCUGCUGAUCGUCAAGUGCCAUUGUGUUCUGGGGUCUCGCUGGGCACAGAUUGCAAAGUUUCUCCCUGGAAGGACUGAUAACUCCAUAAAGAACCAUUGGUAUUCAACCCUAAAGCGUAAAAUGGACAAGGGGACCUAUAAGAUGGAGGAUGUGGAUCUGAGUGAUCUGGGAAUCUACCUGACGCUAAAGGAAACCUCUGCUUCCACCAGUCAUGAAAAGUCAGUAAGUGCAGCGGAGCCGUUGCCCAGGGGGAAGCCGCUGAAGAGGAAGGCUUCGGACAGAACCCCGAAGGCCAGCUGUCCCCCGCUCUAUCCGUCCUCACCCUCCUUCUCCAGGAGUCCGUCCAUCGUGGACCCGCAGCACAAAGCGUUUGUAGAUGAUGUUUUGCAGAUGAUUUCCGAGGACAUGCUCCCGCUAAACUUCACUGAAGGGUGUGGGUUUCGUAAGUUCAUGACUGCAGUGGGUCCUCAACACCCACAGCUCUCGCAGCGCACGAUCGCUUCACAACUGUACAGCGCUGUGGAGAAAACCAUCAAGCCACGGCUGAUCCAGCAGCUCAGGAACUGUGUGUCGCUGAGCGGGGGCCGUAAUGUGGUGCACAUCACCGCUGAUAUCUGGGCUAGUGAACACACAGAACCUCUUCUCGCCGUUCAGAUGCAUUUUCUUGAUGCCGACUGGAGCGUUCACUGCAGAACUGUGGCUUUUCGCCAUUUGCAGUGUAAUCAGUUCACAGCACAGAUCGGAGCAGAAAUCGAGUCGGUUCUUCUAAGCUAUGGGCUUUUCCCGCAUAACAUCGGGUACAGCAUCAUCCAUGAGGCCAAGAACACUAUCGCCACUCAUGAUCUGUUCUGCGACUACAAGAUCAUGUGUUCUGCGCAGAAGAGCGACCCCGAUGAAGAGGAGUUAUUGAGUUUUCUGGAUGAUCAGGUCACCAUAGAUGAUUUCUCUAUAGCGGAGAUAUCCUCCAGCAAACACCUGGACUGCAUCACCUCCCUCCUGCAUUGCGUGAUCAAGGAGGCGAUAAAGAAGUCCAGAGUUGUGGAGCGGAUACUGUUUGAGGUGCAAAGCGUGGUGUCUUUCUUCCGCCGCAACGCCUACUGGCUUGAGCUUCUGGCUAAGAAAUGCAAGCUCUCGCUGUCUGGCACGUUCGGCACAAGCGGCUACACCUGGAACUCCACAAUCAGCAUCAUCCGAGAGAUAAUGCAGGAAUCGGCGUGGGACUCGGUGAUGAGCCUCGUGGAUCAAGCCCACGCAGAGGCGAACAGCUGCCACGUGUGUCCACCUGUGGUCCAUGUUACACGUGAACAGGUCGUGGAGUUCGUUGGUUUAAUGGAGCCUUUUGAAGAGGUGGUCCAAGUGCUUCAGGAAGACGGCGUCACCUUGUCCCUCGUCAUUCCUACCAUCAUUGGACUUGAUAAAACACUUGAGAGCAAGACCACAAAGUUCAGCUUUUUCUGCUCAUCCCUGCGUUCUGCUCUCCGCUCUUACUUCCAACCUCUUAUUUUGCGGAGAGAUUUGAUACUAGCCACAGUUCUGGACCCACGAAUCAAGCUUCAACCCUUUGACAACGGAAAAGAGAAAUUCAAGACUAGCACACUGUUCACCCCUUCCAAACACCGGGCGUCUUUAGUUGUGGAGUCCGCGCUGAGUGAAGCCGCUAGAGAGACCGGGCGUGAUAAGCCAGAGCGUGUUGACGUGUCUGAGCUGACUCAGUAUCUGUCAGAGCUCUUGUCUGAGGAAGACGUGUCCGUUCAAAGCUUCUGGAAAGAAGCGACCCGCUUCCCUCGCCUGCGGAGCAUCUGCCGCAAAUGGUUGGCCGUCCCAGCAUCCUCGGGGGGGUUUAAGAGGCUGUUCCCUCUGGCGUGCUGUAUUGUGCGGGCCCGCAGGAGCAAGCUCCCGCAGCACACGGCCGAGCGGCUCCUGCUGUACCGGGAGCACCUGAGGAAGAGCACGACCGCGGCGGGGGACACACUCCGCUCUCUGCCUUGAGGAGCGGGGACAUAUGCGGAUAUGAAAUGUACCUCUUUUUUUUUUUUUUUUUUCAGUGGAUCUUUUUUAAUUGAGUGACUUUUCAUGAGCAUGCCACUGACAAUAAACCUGAAACUUGAAUAAUCUUGAAACUUUUGACAUCUAGAACUACAUUGGUUGUCAAAUUGUUCACAAAAUGUACCUC